AUGAAUUCGCGAGCUUGUGAUGAUAAUUUGGUAACCCUCACGCGCCAAAAAAUCCUAAAGCUUUUAGGAGCCAACAUCAUCAACCCUUUUAUGCAAUCCGAGGAGGAACGCCACCCAUGGAAAGUUAGUGAAACUCAGAAGCUUGACUUUCCACUUCUUCGAAUUUGGGAUGUCAAAUCAGGGAGCUAUCCCAAUAGGGAUGGCCGUAUGCUAUCGAGAUCACCUAGGUUGCCUCUUAUCACAGAGCAAGCUCGUAAAGACUUCCUUGCCAUUCACCUCAAUCACGGGAUCUGGGUACCAACACCAUACAUAUCCUUCACAAAAUCAGCCAGCGCGAUUGAGAAUCUCGCAAAACAGAGAAGCACAAGACGAGGAAAUCAGACACUCACUGUCAUUGACCCCGCCACUCGACUUAAAAACGGUUUACUAAUCCUCGAUAUCGCUGCUGAAAUGGAGAAUUAUGAUAUCCCAGACCCUUAUAAUAAGGGAAUGGAAUACUACGUCGACCACUACAUUUGUCUAUGGGAAGUUGCCGCUGAAGAAAUUGUUGGUCACUACGAGUGGGAAGAGCUCGCCGAUAAUAAGGACUGGUUUGAUGAUAUCAUCGCGCCAGAUUUCCGUAAGUUUAAGAGAGAAAAGAAAUCCCAAUCUACUUCUACUCGUCUAUCAGCGUUCGAUAUGUCCACGAUCAUGGAAAGUCUUUCUGCCGCGCGCACAUCCAUUGACGCACACAUCGAGUAUCUUGAAGAUUCAGAUAACUCUUCCGAACAUCACUAUCUAGAUGACAACUGCACGGACUCCGAUGAUGAUGCAGAGGAGGCGAAUCAGAACGACGAUAUGAUCAAGGCAAUAGAGGAUCUCUAG
Molecule: messenger RNA, 864 nt
Organism: Bipolaris sorokiniana ND90Pr
Lineage: Eukaryota; Fungi; Ascomycota; Dothideomycetes; Pleosporales; Pleosporaceae
Exons: 2
Coding region: 1-864 (287 amino acids)
Source: RefSeq, a predicted model, not a curated record